UUACUCUGUAAAAUGACGAAACUACCCUCAGGCACCUUCUUCUUUAAACACGCUUCUCUCUGUAACGUCGUCCAAUUUGAUCCAAACCUGAACCCUAAUUUCGACUCCGUCACCGAUCCGAAAGAUGACGAAAGACUUCGCCGUUCCACCAGUAGUCUUCCCCGGAGCCAACAACGUCCAGCAACGACGAUUCCCGCGCUCUCCCUUCCAGCCUCCACCACCACGCCCUUCCUCCUCCGCGAUCCCUUUCAUGUCGUUCGACAUCGGAUCCGCAGACCCCGCCGGACCUUUCAACAACAGAGGAGGCUCAUCCUCCUUCGAAGACGAGGAGCCUCUCCUCGACGAGCUCGGGAUCCACCCGGAACAAAUCUGGAGCAAGACCCGAUCGAUUCUCAACCCGUUCCGAAUCAAUCAAACCGUUCACAGGGACUCGGAUCUCUCCGGACCGAUCUUUCUCUACCUCGCGCUUUGCCUUUUCCAGCUCCUCGCCGGGAAGAUCCAGUUCGGUGUGAUUCUCGGGUGGAUCGUUGUUUCGUCGAUCUUUCUCUACGCGGUUUUUAACAUGCUUGCGGGGAGGAGUGGGAACUUGAAUCUGCACACGUGUACGAGUUUGGUUGGGUACUGUUUGCUUCCCGUGGUGGUUUUAUCUGCUGCGUCGUUGUUCGUGCCGCAGGGAGCUGGGGUGGUUAGGUUUGUGGCUGCGGGGGUGUUUGUGUUGUGGGCCACGAGGGCUUGUGCUUGUUUGGUUGUGUCUUUGGCUGAUGGUGGAGGGGAGCAUCGUGGGUUGGUCUCGUACGCUUGUUUCUUGAUCUAUUGUCUCUUCUCUCUUCUCGUUGUGUUUUGAUUUGCUCUGUUUAUGAUUUAGCGAGGUGUAAAGGCUCUUUUUUUUUUUUUUUGGUAAAUUUUAGAGAUAUGUUAAUGAGAAUUUGAUUCAAAGUUUGUAUCUUUCACUUUGAUUUUUCAGAGGUAAAUUAUAUUUUGACACAAUUCA
This is a messenger RNA of Brassica oleracea var. oleracea, 991 nucleotides long. Its product is annotated as protein YIPF5 homolog. Gene Ontology annotation, cellular component: membrane; trans-Golgi network. Gene Ontology annotation, biological process: vesicle fusion with Golgi apparatus; endoplasmic reticulum to Golgi vesicle-mediated transport. NCBI's taxonomy places the organism in Eukaryota, Viridiplantae, Streptophyta, Magnoliopsida, Brassicales, Brassicaceae. The transcript has a single exon. The record is from RefSeq and is a predicted model, not a curated record. The coding region runs from base 125 to 844 and encodes 239 amino acids.